Molecule: messenger RNA, 1101 nt
Organism: Cylas formicarius (sweet potato weevil)
Lineage: Eukaryota; Metazoa; Arthropoda; Insecta; Coleoptera; Brentidae
Product: aquaporin-11
Exons: 5
Coding region: 83-952 (289 amino acids)
Cellular component (GO): cytoplasm
Molecular function (GO): channel activity
Source: RefSeq, a predicted model, not a curated record
CGGGAACUCAUUCAGACGAUGCCGCGAUUCUUUGCGAUCAACACGCCAUACCGGAUCAGGGUAGGGGGCGAGAGCGUGAACGAUGGCCAAGCCGGGAAUCGCUCGGACGCUGAAGAGGCUCGCCAAUAGACUGGGCGUUCUCGGAUAUAGCAAGCGGAAAAACGUCCAAGGUCUAAACCCACUGAUUAUUUCGUCGGUUCUCAUUGGGCUGACUUUACUGAUAGCGUCGCUCUCACGAAAAUUGACGAAAUCGUUCAUCGCCGACGGUACCGUCCGGUUGCUAGUGUUUGAGUUCAUCGCCACAUUGGAAUUGUGCGCGUCCUGUUUCGAAUUGAUUGUGGUGGCGGAUAACUGGGGCGUUGGCGCAUACGCUGUCUUCUUGUUUCUGUUGACGAUAUGGUGGUCACGCUCCUGGGAAGAUGCGUCCGCGUGCCCUUACGUGCCCCUCGAGGAAGUGGUAGAAGGGGCGAAAUCGGCAAAGACGGCCUUAAUGACGGUCGGCGCUCAGUUAGUGGCCGCUCUGGUAACUUUUAGGUACGUGCAGCUACUGUGGUCGUUUGAAAUGGCCGAGACGCACCUCGGCAAGGCUUACGAACAGUGCACGGCCGAUCUUCAGGUGGAUGCCGCCGUCGGCGCCGCGAUCGAGUGCAUCCUGACUUGCGCGUGCCGACUGACUUCACGGGUUGUCGGCGAGACCCAUGCCAGGUUCGGUAACUUCCUCGACGCGUUUUUCGCGACCGCAAUGGUCGUCUUAGCGUUUAACUUUUCCGGCGGGUACUUUAACCCGGCACUGGCAACGUCGCUGAAGCUCGGAUGCGCGGGUAACACUUUCGUCGAGCACUUGCUCGUUUAUUGGGUGGGCGCAUGCGUGGGAUCUCUGUUGUCUGUGCUACUGUUCCGAUCCAGUGCCGUGCAAGGCUACGUGGAUCGCGCCAAGUCGAAAACGCAAUAAGACGGAACGACAUCGACAUUGUCAGGUCCUGUUGUUUUUUGGAGAAAAUCGUAUCGGUUGAAUAUCUUCUAUAUUAAAUCACUAAUCCUUCCCUCGAGUGGAUUUCCACGUGUAUAUUCGAUCAAAAAUAAACGAUUUCAAAAAUUUUU